AAUUGUUUUUGGGUGUGUCAUUUUAAUAUUAGUUUGUAUAAGUUAGUUUAGUAUUAAUUAGAAAGAUUCAAUUUACAAAAGUAAUGUAAAAAGUGGUAAAAAUGAAUAAAAUGGCACCUACGUAUAGUUUAGUAAUAAUACUGUUAAUAGGUUUUGCAGAAGCCUACUACAACAAUGACAAUUUAUCUCAAGUUUUAUUACAAAAAGAAAAAGAAAAAAAUCGAGAACUUGUUACAUGGUGUACCACAUCUGACCUAGAACAGGAAAAAUGUGAGAAACUCGCCAAAGCGGUUAUGCAGGAUAAGGGCCUAUUUGGUGAUGAUUAUAGAGAAAUUGCAUGUAAAAGGGCUUUUGACACAGAAGACUGUAUGAUAUCUGUAGACCAAGGAGAAGCUACUCUCUUAGCUUUAGAUGCUGGCGAAGUUUAUAUUGCUGGCAGAUAUCAUUCCCUUGUACCAAUAGCACAAGAGUUAUAUGGUAAUGGUGAACCAUACCAAUAUUCAGUAGCUGUGGUGAGGAAGGGCAGUCUUCCAUCAGUUCAGCCAAGCACCGGGCUGCAUGGACUACGAGGGGCAAAGGCCUGCUUCCCUGGUGUAGGGGCGCUGGCUGGAUGGGUCAUGCCAGUGCAUAUUCUGAUGCAAGAAGGUGGUUUGAAGAUAACAGACUGUAACAAUCACAUCAAAUCGGCGGUAGAUUAUUUUGGAGACUCGUGUGCACCGAAUUCAUUGAAGGAUAUAUACAAUCCUAUUGGAGAUAAUCCUGACAAGUUAUGUAAGCUGUGCACCGGCGGUGCAGGUAUCCGCUGCACGUUGGCGGACCCUUACGCCGGGUACGAGGGGGCUCUCAAAUGCCUGGUCUCCAACAACACCGGGGACAUCGCUUUCGUAAGGGAUACAACUAUACAACACGCCUUAUUAUCACAUAAGAUAUUAGGUGGUGUGAGUGAAGCUAGCUUCGAGUUGAUAUGUCGCGAUGGAUCGCGCGCCCCUGUGACGUCAUGGGAGAAGUGUAAUUGGGGUCGCAUCCCCGCUGAUGCUGUAGUAACCAGCAGUGCAGCCUCACAGGAUCAAAGGAAACGCUAUCAAAACCUUCUACAAAAGAUGGUGCAACUAUACGGUGAACCCAAUCCAUAUAACAAGAAUCCAAACAAUACAUUCGGACAACAGAACCGCGAUAUGUAUGGCAAUCCAUUCAGCUCCACUGAAAGAGAUCCAUACGAUCCAUACGACCCAUACAGAAGAAACAGAUUUAAUGAUGAUAAGCAAGAUAAUGAUGCUAACAGAGUAAGCACUCUAGCUCCAUUCCAAGCGAGACUGGAUCGUUCUGGACAGCCCAUUGAACUGCCCUUCCAGUUAUUCGUAUCUAAUGAGACUACUGAUUUAUUGCUACAAGACGCGACAAUAAACUUCCGUAUGUUAAACGAAGAGGAACAAGCAUCAAAGCACAUACUGAAUAACAAGUACGUAGGAGAGCAGGCAGAGAAGGCUGUACUCGGUGUUAGAGACUGUCCCUUGAAGCGAGCCGUGCUGUGUGUCACUAGUGACCCUGAAAUGGAUAAAUGUGUUAAAAUGAGGGUAAGUUGUAUUUAUAAUUUUAUAUUUGUUAAUAAUGCACAGAUAACUGCUAGUAUAUAUUUGCAGGUGUAUACCAGCGGUGAGAGUUGGUACUACGCGGUGGCGGUGGCCAAGGAGCAGGAUCCCGACACCGACCUGACGUACCUGCGCGGCAAGAACACCUGCCACGCCGGCAUCGCCACCGCCGCCGGCUGGAUAUACCCCUUGGCUUAUCUGCUCUCCAAUGGAUGGAUCAGACCUUACGGUUGCGACGGCGCGCACGCGGCCGCGCAGUACUUCAGUAAGUCGUGUGCGCCCGGCGCUCUGAGCGCGGAGUACGUGGACGCGGCCACCGCGCCCCACGACAACCUCUGCCAUCUCUGUCACGGAGCGUCCUUCAGACGCUGCCAGCUGUCUCUAGUUUAUCCCGCCAUCUCUCCAGUCUACUCUGGACCUCAAGCGCAUCUUUCCCGACAAGAACAAUGUCGUCGGCGAACAGCAUACACCAGGUACAGUCAAAAACGGUUUUUUUCAGGUACUCGUGCUAAGAUGCAUGAGUACGAGCAUUGCAACCUGGGCAAGGUGCCGGGCGCGGUGCUGAUGGGGCGCGCCAACCACACUGAGCUUGACACCUACUCCAACCUCAUGAUAUACGCACAACAACUCUACGGAGCUGCCACCUCGGAUGAAUUCAGUUUCAGCAUGUUUUACUCUCAACCGCCAUACGCGGACCUUAUCUUCAGCGACGCUGCAGUCCGUUUAAAGCCGUUAGCACACAGCAAGCGAUCAGCUGAGAUCAUAGCGGGGCCUGCGCUACUAAGAGCUGCGAAAAUAGUCUCAUGUGAUGCACCUCAGGCAUUAUACUAUGUCGCACCGGACCCGGAAUUCUUGUCACAUUCCUAUAGAACAUAUAUUAUGGGACAUGUACUAGCUAUAACAUUGUUUAUGGUCAUUUUAUUCCAAUAAGUUUGUAAAGGCUGAAUAUUGAAACGAAUCUUACAACCUUUCCCACCAAAUUGUAGAUUGUCUGAUAAUCAAAUGUGUAAAGUAAAAAUGACAUCGGAUUUUGUCCCUUAUCUGACAGUGAUGUCAUUUUAAAGCAAUCUGAACCUCUAUCGGCCAGUGGUGAGACAGGCCCUUACACUUCAUGAGCACCGUUUACAAUCUGACAGAUGUUAAAAUAUUUAUAGAAUUUGGUUGUAAGCGUGUCUUUAAACGCUGUUUUAAUUUAAGUAUCGUUUCAGUAUACGGCCCAAGUUAAGACAUUUAAUAUUGCAUUAAGUUCUUUGAAAAUUGUCUAGGAUUUUUUAGUACUAUGUUGGUACAGUUUAUUUUGAGGUUUUAAAAUGUGCACUGACAAGUGGCAUUGUCAUAAUUAGGAUUUAUAUGGUAACUAUAAGAAACUAGUUUUUGCCCUCGAUUUUGUCCGUACUGAAUCAAAAAUAGUCUAACAUGUAAUUCAGUUUAGCUUAUGUUUUAAGUGUUAAGGCAGCUUUCUAAUGAUACAUUUUUGGAAACGGUCCAGUACUUUUUGAGUUGUUAUAUACAAAAAUGCGAAUUAUUCCUUUGUUUAAUAUUAGUAAAGAUAUGGCAACAUUUUUUACACUCUUAUGACAGCUGUUUAUCUAAAACUAGACUAAAAUUAGUAAUACUAGAUUAAGACUCGAAAUGAUAGAAAUAAGUUAUUGAUUUAUGUAAUAAAAAUUAUAAGCACAUAAGUUUCUCCUCUGUAUUAUGUAAGUAAAUAUGCCUUACAAUACAUUUACAUUCAGUAUUGUUUAUUUAAUGUAAAGUAUUCCGUCCAUGUGAAUCACUUUUGUAUUAUUUUAUUUGUGAUUAUUAUCUUAUUGUAAACCCUUUGACAGCUAUGCCUAUAAAGUUAAAAUUUUGACAAUUUUAUUUGAUAAUCCAUCAAUUUUAUCAAACAGAACUGUUGCCCGCAAACUUCGAUAGCGCGGAUUUUAAAAAAAAUAGUAGUUUAUAAUGUGCCUGUCUUCGUCAGCUAUCCUAUGGUAAAAGACACGUCAAAAUCGGCGGAGUUACGGAGAGUAUCCGGAACAAACGAGGCUUACAGACAAUUUUUUUUAUUGCGCUUUUCGUCAUCAACGCGACCAUCUACGCGAAAUAUGAAAUUUUUAUUUUGAUAUUCUGACAUAUUUUACUAUUUGUAUAGAUAUACAAAUUGUAUUACUUAUAUUUUGAAAAUGAAUUAUUUAAUGUUUUGCACUGAAUUCCGUCCAUAUGAAUCUUUUUUUAAUAUCUUUUAUACACAUAAAAUAAAACAAUUUUAUAAA
Molecule: messenger RNA, 3847 nt
Organism: Papilio polytes (common Mormon)
Lineage: Eukaryota; Metazoa; Arthropoda; Insecta; Lepidoptera; Papilionidae
Gene: Tsf2
Product: melanotransferrin
Exons: 16
Coding region: 102-2519 (805 amino acids)
Biological process (GO): iron ion transport
Cellular component (GO): early endosome; extracellular region; recycling endosome
Source: RefSeq, a predicted model, not a curated record